Molecule: messenger RNA, 3513 nt
Organism: Plectropomus leopardus (leopard coralgrouper)
Lineage: Eukaryota; Metazoa; Chordata; Actinopteri; Perciformes; Serranidae
Gene: col19a1
Product: collagen, type XIX, alpha 1
Cellular component (GO): extracellular matrix
Source: RefSeq, a predicted model, not a curated record
GUAAUCACACAUGGAUUAUACUCUUUUCGCCGCUUUUUAUUUGUUUCUGCCUUAGAGGAAACUUUCUCAACAACUGUUUUCAGGUGGGGCUUCCUUCUUAUGCCAGAGCCAUGAUCUGCUCCUUAAGAUGGACUGCUUUCCUCUGGACUGUACAUUUUAUUCAUUUUUCUCAUGGAAUGGCAGUGAGUGAACCAACAGAUGGCUUGUGUCCCCUGCUGAGUGUAGAGGAGAACAGGUUCUCUGACGUCUUAGAUCGUCCCCUGCAAAUCACAGGAUUUGACCUCACAGAAAAGUUUCUUCUCCGUAAGGGAACAAUCACAGAAGAUCUGCCGUCAUUCCGAUUAGGAAGCAGCCCACUCAUUAAGCCAACGGAAGUAAUAUUUCCAAAUGAACUUUCAAGUGAAUACUCCCUUGUCACCAUCUUCCGGGUGAGAAGAACUACAAAAAAAGACCGCUGGUAUCUUUGGCAGAUAUUCGACCAGUCAGGAGGCAGUCAGGUGUCUGUUGUGGUCGAUGGUGGAAAGAAGGUGGUGGAGUUUUCUUCUCAGGGCCUGCUAAAGAACCCUCUCCGCUACACAUUUAAGAGCCGUGACCUACAUGUCCUCUUUGAUCGCCAGUGGCACAAGCUGAGCAUUUCUGUCCAGAGCAACAUAGUCUCUGUUUACAUGGACUGCAAGCUAAUAGAAAGGAGACUGACUGAUGAGAGGGACAGCAUUGACCCCAGUGGGCGCACUCUCAUCACUACACGAGUGGAGGAUGGACGACCUGUAGAUAUUGAACUGAAACAGUUUCUGAUCUACUGUGACCCUUACAUGGCAGAAAUGGAAAAUUGCUGUGAGCUACUGGAGCCAAAGUGUGAAGCCAAGAAGACCUUUAAUGGGACUUCCCCUCCCCUGGUUACAGCCCAGCUCCCUCAGAUGCUGUCUCAGCCGGCCUCACGGUCAAUUGACAGAUGUCACUGUCCAGCUGAAAAGGGGGAAGCUGGUCUUCCAGGUAUAGUUGGACUGCCAGGACAGAAAGGGGAUAAAGGAGACAAGGGGGACACAGGGGAGGCCGGGCCUACAGGAAACCCAGGACAUAAGGGGGAACUUGGAUCAGAAGGGCAAAAGGGAAUCGAUGGGGAGAAGGGUGUGAAAGGUGACCCAGGGCCAGUUGGUCCCAUUGGUCCCAAAGGAAUCAAAGGUGAUGUGGGUCUGCCUGGAGCUCCUGGGCUGCCAGCAAUCAAAGAAUGUCUCAAAGGAGAUCAGGGCCCUCCAGGUGACAAAGGAGAGAAGGGGUUGGCCGGUGUGCCAGGUCAGCCAGGGGAACCAGGCAAAGAGGGCAAAAGGGGACGGAGAGGAAAGACUGGGGAGCCUGGACCCAGAGGCCUGCCUGGUCCCCCAGGAACCCCGGAAGGAGCAGGUGUCAAGGUGGAAAGGGGUGAGUCUACAGUCCCAGGGGGGAAAGGGGAGAAAGGAGACAGAGGAGAACCCGGUCAGCCAGGUGCCGAGGGGGGCGGCGGGAUGAAAGGACAAAAAGGAGAUGUUGGUCCUCCCGGUCCCCCUGGUCCUGUGAUGACAGCUCAUGGAUUAAGACAGAUCUCUGGAACUGAUGAAAUGAAAGCGAAGACCCAAAAGGGAGAAAAGGGAGAUGAGGGGGAGAAAGGAGCUCAAGGACCGCAAGGCUUUAAGGGAAACAUGGGGCCUCCAGGACUGAAAGGAGAUCCAGGACCAGAGGGCAAGCAAGGCCUGCCUGGACCCACCGGACUCCCAGGACUCCCAGGCGAGCCAGGCUCGCCAGGGGAGUCAGGGGUGCCUGGGAGAGAUGGCCUGAAAGGAGAAAAGGGGGACUCUGGUGGAGUGAUGGGGCCACCGGGACCUAAGGGCGAGCCUGGAGAGCCUGCAGGUGGAUAUAUGCCUGAUGGGUCGUCUCUGAGCAGAGGGUCUCGAGGGCCUAAGGGAGAAAGAGGCGUCCCAGGAUUGCCAGGAGACCAUGGGGAAAAAGGCGAACCUGGCGAGAGUAUCAUAGGCUCACCUGGCCGCAUGGGACCCUCAGGAAAGCCAGGAAUUGCGGGCCCUCGCGGACCCCCGGGUUUAUCUGGCCCUCCUGGUGUUCCAGGAAGAGAGGGCCCCCCAGGUAGGCCAGGACCCCCAGGCCCUGCCGGACCCCCAGGUGAACCAACUGCCCUGCCAAUUGUUGGAGACAUGGGUGCAUUACUCAAGAAUGCCUGCAGUGUGUGCCAGACGAGAGUCCCAGGGCUUCCUGGGCAGAAGGGAGAGAAGGGGUCCCUCGGAGCACAAGGAGUAGAAGGCAUGGUGGGAGAAAAGGGGGAUCCAGGUGUAAGAGGUCCAAUGGGGAACCCCGGGAAAGAAGGCCCAAAGGGAGUAAAAGGAGAGAGAGGGUUCUCAGGCCCCACAGGAGAUAAAGGUGAUGAGGGGCCUCCGGGCGUACCAGGACUUCCUGGUGUGGCUGGUCGAACAGGGGCCCCGGGGCUCAUGGGUAGACCCGGACCAAUGGGCCAACAAGGAGCCAAAGGAGAAAAAGGAAAUGAAGGACCCCCGGGCAGACCAGGACUUCCAGGGCCUCCGGGUGUGCCCUAUGUGGAGGGCAAUGGGAUGAGCGGUCUGUACAAGCUGCAGAGUGGUGGAGCUAUUUUAGGACCCCCUGGAGCUCCUGGCGCUCCGGGUCCCAAAGGAGAUGAAGGAGUUGCAGGGGAGCCAGGGGCCAUGGGAUUACCAGGGCUUGAAGGGCUACCUGGUGCCAAGGGUGAUAUUGGCUUGCCUGGUCCGCCUGGGAUAAUUGGUCCUCCAGGGAAGCCCGGCACUCGUGGAGAGCCAGGGAUCCCAGGAGAGCCGGGUGAGAGGGGGCCGCUUGGAGAGACAGGAUUCCCAGGGCCCGAGGGACCUCAAGGUGUUGCUGGGAGACCUGGGAAAGAUGGAACUCCUGGAUACAAGGGAUCUACAGGUGCACCAGGGGACAGAGGAUCCAAAGGAGAACGUGGUGAUCCGGGGAUUCCCGGAGAAAGAGGUGUACAAGGCGAAAGAGGGCGCACAGGAGAUCCUGGUCCGACUGGACUGAUCGGACCACCAGGCCAAAAAGGAGAUCCUGGCCCUCCGGGACAUUUGGGGAAUGUAAACCUCCUGAAUGAUUACAGCUUCAUGGAAGAACUCAAAAAGUUCAUCAGAAACGAAGUACAGAGGGUCUUUGAAGAGAAGCUAUCGGGCUCUGCCAUGCUGCAGAAGACGCCUGCAGGGAUCUUAGCUCCACAGGUCCAAGGGCCUCCAGGACCUCCUGGAAAGGACGGAUUACCGGGCCCUCCAGGAGAGCCCGGACCUCCUGGCCCUCAAGGGUACAGGGGUCAGAAAGGAGAACGAGGCCAGCUUGGUCUGGGGUUACCAGGAGAUCCAGGACCCAUGGGGCCACCAGGCCCUCAUGGGAUCACUACUCAGGGCCCUCCUGGCUCUCCGGGACCCCGUGGACCUCCUGGGACAUGUGACCCUAGUGACUGUCUUCUCCCAUCCCUGUGAUCCCAGG